AUGUAUCAAGGUGUCCAGAGGUGUGCACCUGGGGAGGGAGGGAGCUUCCAAUGCCUGGUGGACGGGGCGGAAUUGGCUCGGCACGUCGGUGAGGGUCUUAGCAUCUUCACCGACCGAAGCAAGAUUGAAGGGAAAGUCGGAGCGGCGCUGUCCAUAUGGAACGGUGCCGCCGAGACGAGUACCAGAAAAUUGCGGCUCGAGCCAUACUGCUCUGUCUAUCAGGCGGAACUUCUCGCCCUCCGCAAAGCCGUGGAGGAGGCGCUCCGUAGCGGGCUUCCUGCGUGCGGCAUCUUCAGCAACGCAAGGUCCGCUCUCGACGUCGUCGCCAGAGGUGAUUCCCUCCACCCCAUAGCGUUUGAAAUAAAAAAAUUGAUAAAAGAAGCCAAAAAACGCACCCAGAAAAUUGAGCUUUUCUGGGUGAAGGCACAUGUGGGUUUGGAGGGAAACGAGAGGGCGGACGUACUCGCUAACGAUGCCGCACAACACCUGAAGACCCGUGCGCACUACGACAAAUGUCCGGUUUCGUUCGUCAAACGACAGAUCCGAAAGGACUCGAUUGAGCCGGAGAUACGCGGACGGAGAGACGGCUUCGGUGACGAAGCUGUUCUUUCCGGACGCGGUCGAGGCGCACAGGGUCGUAAGGCGGAUCGCCCUGGACGCCACACUGACGCAGGUGUUCACGGGGCACGGCGGGCUCUCCGAGUACUUGCAUCUGUUCAAGUGCAAGGAGAGCCCGGCGUGCCAAUGUGA
Manduca sexta (tobacco hornworm) is the source of this 750-nucleotide messenger RNA. RefSeq lists its product as uncharacterized. The record is from RefSeq and is a predicted model, not a curated record. The transcript is spliced from 2 exons. The coding region runs from base 1 to 750 and encodes 249 amino acids. Gene Ontology annotation, molecular function: nucleic acid binding; RNA-DNA hybrid ribonuclease activity. NCBI's taxonomy places the organism in Eukaryota, Metazoa, Arthropoda, Insecta, Lepidoptera, Sphingidae.